CCUUAUCCUCCUGACUCCUCCUCCUCCUCCGAUGUCCGCCUCAUUCGCCCACCUCCUCCCCCCGUCCUGGAAAUCCCAGGUCUCCGCCUGGCUCGCAGAAGACACGCCCUCCUUCGACUACGGCGGCUUCGUCGUCGGCGAAGCCCCGCGCGAGGCCUUCCUCCUCGGCAAGGGCACCCAGCCCGCCGUCCUCGCCGGCGCGCCGUUCGUGACCGAGAUAUUCGCGCAGCUGGGCUGCGAGGUCGAAUGGCACGUCGACGAGGGAGAGGCGUUCGAGCCCGUGAAGCACGUGGCCACCGUCCGCGGCAGCGCGCGGCACCUGCUCCUCGGCGAGCGCGUCGCGCUGAACCUGCUCGCCCGGUGCAGCGGCAUCGCGACCAAGUGCGUCCGUCCCGCCCCGCCCCUCCUCUUCUCCUCUCCUUUCCUCCCCGCUCUCUCGCUCACACACACGCACACGCACACGCACGCCGCGCACUCGCGCGCCCGCUGCAGGUCCAAAGCGUUCAAGGACAUCGCGAGUGCGUGCGGAUUCAAAGGCAUCAUCGCGGGCACGCGCAAGACGACGCCAGGCUUCCGCCUGGUAGAGAAAUACGGCAUGAUCGUAGGCGGCAUCGACCCGCAUCGACACGACCUCUCAAGCAUGAUCAUGCUCAAAGACAACCACAUCUGGUCCUCCGGCUCCAUAACCUCCGCCAUCCAACGCGCGCGCGCCGCCGGCGGCUUCUCCCUCCUGCUCGACGUCGAGGUCCGCUCGGAGGCCGAAGCGGACGAGGCGCUCGCCGCAGGCGCAGACGUCGUCAUGCUCGACAACGUCGCCGGCGCGGAGCUCGCGCGCGUCGCGCGCAGCCUCCGCGCGCGCUGGGCGGGCAGGCGCCGGUUCUUGCUCGAGGCGAGCGGGAAUAUUACUGAGGAGAACUUGCGCGAGCGCGCGAUUGAGGAUAUCGAUAUACUGAGCACGAGCGCGGUGCACCAGUCCGUACAGCACAUCGACUUUAGCCUCAAGAUCCAGAUGCCAACCCCCGAGGCGAUCUAA
This is a messenger RNA of Heterobasidion irregulare TC 32-1, 1033 nucleotides long. RefSeq lists its product as uncharacterized. Gene Ontology annotation, cellular component: cytoplasm. The transcript has 5 exons. NCBI's taxonomy places the organism in Eukaryota, Fungi, Basidiomycota, Agaricomycetes, Russulales, Bondarzewiaceae. Bases 32 to 1033 code for a protein of 333 amino acids. Gene Ontology annotation, molecular function: nicotinate-nucleotide diphosphorylase (carboxylating) activity. The record is from RefSeq and is a predicted model, not a curated record. Gene Ontology annotation, biological process: quinolinate catabolic process; NAD+ biosynthetic process.